AUGGCGCCCAUCCCUACCCCUGAAACAACAGCCCAACCCAUACUUAAAUCCAACGAAACAAAAGAUGUCGACGUUAUGGCUGCCAUGGCGCACAACGGCAAGGCACUACCAGGUAUCCCUACCUUUAACUCGUUUAUCGAAAAGCGUCAAUGGCAGCUAGAGCACAUGGCAGGCGCAUUCCGUGUCUUCGCUCGCGAUGGUUUUGCCGAGGGCAUUUCAGGACAUAUCAGUGUACGGGACCCCGAGUUUCAAGACAGAUUCUGGAUUAAUCCGCUAGCUGUACAUUUCGGGAUGGUGAAAGCUAGUGACAUGAUCUGUGUGAAUCUGGAUGGAGAGGUCGUUGGAGGGAACACGGCCGGUUCAAUCAAUGCUGCCGGAUUUCAGAUUCACUCUUCCAUCCAUCGAUCACGGAGUGACGUACAUGCUAUAUGCCAUACGCACUCGGUACACGGCCGCGCUUGGUCGGCAUUUGCAAGACCACUUGAGAUGAUCAAUCAAGAUGUUUGCUAUUUCUACAAGGCUCAUUCAGUCUACUCUGAUUACGGAGGUAUUGCCAACGAGGCAUCAGAGGGACAGAGAAUUGCUCAGAGUUUGGGAGAUGGCAAGGCUGUGAUUUUGAUGAAUCAUGGCCUUUUGACUGUGGGACAGACUGUGGAUGAGGCUGCAUUUCUUUUCUGUCUUAUGGAGCGGAGCUGCAAGGUUCAGUUGUUGGCUGAACGGACUGGGCUUGAGAAGAGGAUCGUGAGCGAUGAAGAAGCAGCUUAUAACUAUAAGAUGGCAAGCACACCGGAGACUCUCUUCGUGGAGUUCCAACCACAUUACCAAUAUGAGGAGUAUCUAUCAAAGGGUGAUUUCAAAAAGUAG
This is a messenger RNA of Talaromyces stipitatus ATCC 10500, 864 nucleotides long. RefSeq names its product aldolase, putative. The record is from RefSeq and is a predicted model, not a curated record. The transcript is spliced from 2 exons. The coding region runs from base 1 to 864 and encodes 287 amino acids. Gene Ontology annotation, molecular function: actin filament binding. Gene Ontology annotation, cellular component: cytoskeleton. Lineage: Eukaryota; Fungi; Ascomycota; Eurotiomycetes; Eurotiales; Trichocomaceae.